AUUCGUAAAACUCAAAUAACUCACGAAUGUAUUUUCGAAUGAGUUGACUAUUCAAAGUUUUCCCUCCUCGAAAAGCUUCACGACGUUCUUUUUAAGGUUCUUUUGAUAUCAAACAAAGCAAGAGUUUUUUCGUCAGAAGAUGUUGAACAAACGUAUCGUUGUGCUUGGCGCAGGUGUCUCAGGAUUAACCACGGCUAAUUUGCUCUUACAACAAGAAAAAGCGAUUAAAGUUCAUAUAGUUGCAAAGCAUUUUCCAGGAGAUUUAUCUGCCGAAUACACGAGUCCUUGGGCUGGUGCACAUUGGAAGAGCCAUGCUGCGAAAGAUGAAAUCAGAGAGCAAGAAUUUGAUAGAGAAACCUAUAAUUAUUUUUGGAAAAUUGCUAAUACACCAUAUUCUGGAGUCAUGAUUAUUGAUGAGUUUGAAUAUUGGGAAAAACUUCCACAAGAUUUCUCCGAUCCGUGGUUCAAAACAUUAUGUCAUGAGUAUCGACAUUUAAGAAAAGAGGAGCUGCCAGUUGGUGUCGAAUUUGGAAUCACAUACAAAUCAAUUUCUAUUAAUCCAUCAACCUACCUUAACUAUCUUCUCAAUACUUUCACCUCUUGGGGUGGUACCACACAACGUGUCAACUUAUCUCACUUAAAUGAAUGUAUCGAAAGUGAUACCGAUAUUGUGGUCAAUUGUUCGGGCAUUAAUGCCAGAACAUUAGGUGGUGUUGAAGAUUCUGAUGUCUUUCCAGUGAGGGGCCAAACUGUGAUCGCACAAUUACCUCAAUCAUAUAUGAAUUGGGCUUUUUUUAAGCGAGAGGCUAAUGGAGAAAGUACAUAUGCAAUACCACGCGAUAAUGGAGAAAUAACUCUUGGUGGGACUUAUGAAGAAGAUAAUUAUUCGACAGAUGUUGAUUAUGACACUGCUACAGCAAUUAUUCAUCGAUGUCUUGCCACUCGUCCGGAUCUUUUGCCAAAGGAUCAACCUCACCUAAUUAUUAAGAUGCAUGGAGUUGGUCUUCGACCUUAUCGUAAAGGUGGUGUAAGGGUUGAGACCGAAUGGAUGACUUCUGAAAAAUACGGCAAAAAAAUACUUAUUUGUCAUAAUUAUGGUCAUGGAGGGUCUGGAUAUGAAUCAAGUUAUGGUACUGCUCAAAGUGCAUUAAAAAUUAUGAAAGAAAUUCUACAGAGUUAAAUCUAGAUUAUAUACAUAUUAUUGAAUACAUAAUCUUGAUAACUCAUCUGAUAUCAACAACCAAACUUAUUUAACAAUCAAAUAAAAUUUUUUCUAUUGAAAUAUAAGCUUGGAAAUAAAAUUU
Messenger RNA from Rhizophagus irregularis DAOM 181602=DAOM 197198, 1304 nucleotides. RefSeq lists its product as uncharacterized. Lineage: Eukaryota; Fungi; Glomeromycota; Glomeromycetes; Glomerales; Glomeraceae. Gene Ontology annotation, molecular function: FAD binding; D-amino-acid oxidase activity. Gene Ontology annotation, cellular component: cytoplasm. Gene Ontology annotation, biological process: D-amino acid catabolic process. The record is from RefSeq and is a predicted model, not a curated record.